GGUAGUAUGUUAAUUGAACAAGUCAUUUUGUGUUUUGUAACCUCGUGAUAGUAUUGUAACAAUUUAAUUUUUAACAUAUUUGUUUUCCUAAUAUCGUAUUUCACAGUUGAUAACGCAUCAUUGCUGGAAUGUCUCUUGUAAAGUUGUCUGAAGGCAUAGCCGAAGACCCUCAACUGAAGGAUUACUUUGAUUUGUUGGAAAAUUUAAUUUCAAAUCAAACUAUGCACCACAAAUUAACGUACAUUCCAAGCGUAACUAAGUAUUACAAGUGUCCCCUCUGUGACGUCUAUUUAUUCCCGCCAAUCUUCCAAUGCGUGAAUGGUCACUGUUACUGUAAAAAAUGCUUCGAACUGGUGGGCGGCUGCGACACCUGCAAAGCUCCCAUGUCCGACAAGCGUCACAGUCUGUAUGAGAAAUGGGCCGAAACCCUCGAAUUCCCUUGCGAAUGCGAAAUCAACGGCUGCAAAUACAGGGGCCACUACAAGGAUGUGCUCCAGCACCAGAAGGUAUGUCGCUGGACCUGUUGCAAUUGGGUAAAGUCCAUCGGCAAAUAUACGUUGUUUGAGAACAACUUGGGUUGUCCCGAUAACGUUCUGUCUACUUUCUUUGCCAAUGGUAUUAGACGCAAGACCAGAAGGGGCAAGAGGAGGAAUCCAAUUUUGUUAGCCAAUUAAUUGUAUUUUAGUGAAUUAUUAUUAUUAUUAUUAUUAUUAUUAUUAUAUUUUGUGAGUUAUACUGUAGUAGUUAAUACGGAUUAUUAAUAUUAUUGUUAUUUAUAAAUUAAUUAAUGUUAUUAGUAUUGUAUUUCUGAUGAAAUUUAUAUGUGUAGUAUUACUUUUCACACUGUUAAAAAUGGCCCAUAUAUUUGAAAUGAUUAAUUUUGUAUGGAGUACAGAAGUUGAAACAUGCUUCAAAGUUAAAAUGUAAUAUUCAACUGAAGAUUAAUAUUUAUAAUUCUAUGUAUUGAAAAUUCUUUUAAUAAAUUAAAUAAUAAAUA
Molecule: messenger RNA, 997 nt
Organism: Aethina tumida (small hive beetle)
Lineage: Eukaryota; Metazoa; Arthropoda; Insecta; Coleoptera; Nitidulidae
Product: E3 ubiquitin-protein ligase Siah2
Exons: 2
Coding region: 129-674 (181 amino acids)
Biological process (GO): proteasome-mediated ubiquitin-dependent protein catabolic process; multicellular organism development
Cellular component (GO): cytoplasm
Molecular function (GO): ubiquitin conjugating enzyme binding; ubiquitin protein ligase activity
Source: RefSeq, a predicted model, not a curated record